CUGAUCACUGCCAGAACAUCACAAUGGUCGAAUUAAAGUCACUCUGGUCUGCCCUCACCCUUCUCGCGGCACUGGCCCUCGCUGCUCCUCCUGAGGAAAGCGUCUUUGGCCGAGCUAUUGGGGACAGGUGCACGGGCACUGAAGGCGCCGGCACAUGCCAGACGACGUCCAACUGUCGAGGCAUCUCAUAUCCGCAGCCGUUCUGCCCCAAUGAUCCGGAUGAUGUCCAGUGCUGCGUCGAGAUUCCCUGCAAGGUCGGUGACAAGUCGGGCUUCUGCCGCAGCGUCGCCUACAACGGCUGUCCCGACGGAACCUUCGACCCUGGCAACUACUGCCCUGGGAGCCAGGACAUUCAGUGCUGUCUCAAGAGGACCCAAACCGGCACCGUCGGUGAACGAAUGCUGACCAAAGCGAUGGAGGCAGCUGGUUUGCCAUAUACCUGGAAUGGCGGUUCCUGCAGCGGACCGACCCGCGGUGAUGACGGUGAGCUCGGCUUCGACUGCUCCGGUCUCGUUUCGUGGGCCCUCUGCCAAGUCACCGGCCGCAACCUCUUCGCGACGACACAGAACCUGCGUAACACGCAUAAUAUGUAUUGCGCUUCCCAAGCAACGCUGGGGUAUGCAAAGUACCCGUAUUCGCAGCGCAAGAAGGGAGACGCCGUCUUCUUUGGAAACGCUUGUGACUGCGCGGUCUGGAAUUCGAUUCACCACGUGGGUCUUAUCACGACGGACGGCGGGGACACGUUGUGGAAUGCUCCGAAUGAUCGGAUCAACAAGGUAAUGGCCAUGAAGAUCUCUGACUUCAACGAGACUCCCUGCCCAUAUGUUGUUAGGUUUACUUGAGAUGCACCGGCGGGGUCCACUCUGAGAAGCCAUCAAUUCUUUCGUAGCUGUGGCCACUCUAUAAUUAACCACUGACGUUACCAACUGAUAAAUUUCAAAUAUGGGGUCGAGUCUG
Parathielavia appendiculata is the source of this 957-nucleotide messenger RNA. RefSeq lists its product as uncharacterized. The transcript has 3 exons. NCBI's taxonomy places the organism in Eukaryota, Fungi, Ascomycota, Sordariomycetes, Sordariales, Chaetomiaceae. The record is from RefSeq and is a predicted model, not a curated record. The coding region runs from base 24 to 842 and encodes 272 amino acids.